This is a messenger RNA of Carcharodon carcharias (great white shark), 573 nucleotides long. Its product is annotated as vegetative cell wall protein gp1-like. The record is from RefSeq and is a predicted model, not a curated record. The coding region runs from base 1 to 573 and encodes 190 amino acids. The transcript is spliced from 2 exons. Lineage: Eukaryota; Metazoa; Chordata; Chondrichthyes; Lamniformes; Lamnidae.
AUGGAGCCAGUUGGUAAAUUUGAGCCGAGGAUCCACAUUCCGCAGUCGCAGCAGUUUUUCCAGGAAACUGAAGCCAACAAACCUGGAAAUAAAACACAAACCGCUGCAGAAAACAUCUGGAAAUGUCCCUCAUUUAUCCCGCCCCGGGCGCGCUCCCGGCCCCGCGACCCCGCCCCACGCACCGGCCUCGUCCCCGCCUCUGCCCCGCCCCCGCGCCGCCCCGCCCCGCCAUCUGCCCCGCCCCCUCCCCCGCCCCCGCGCCGCCCCGCCCCGCCAUCCGCCCCGCCAUCCGCCCCGCCCCCGCCCCCGCCCCCGCGCCGCCCCGCCAUCCGCCCCGCCAUCUGCCCCGCCCCCGCCCCCGCGCCGCCCCGCCCCGCCAUCUGCCCCGCCCCCGCCCCCGCGCCGCCCCGCCCCGCCAUCUGCCCCGCCCCCGCCCCCGCGCCGCCCCGCCCCGCCAUCUGCCCCACCCUCUGCUCCCCCCGGCGCCGGGAAACUCCGCAGCUUCUGACUUCCUGUCGCUCCGGAAGCUGCUGCGACCCCGCCCCCUGGCCAAUGGCCAAUAGGAACCCGUAA